ACAUUUAUUAAUAUUGUCAUGGAAUUUAUUGUUUUAGUGUCUCCUUUUGUUCCUUUCGAGUUAGUUCAUGUGCUAUGAGCAUAGUAUUCAUCGGGUUUGUGACUUGAAGUUCGUCGUAUCACUCCUCUUGUUUCCUUCUCAUUUUACGUUUACUUCACAUAUUCAACUUUAAACAAAACUGGAAGGUGUUAAAGGGUCCCUUUCAGUAAGCAAAGUGAAUGCUUUCAGAAAAGUGGUAGACUUGAAUUAUCAUUUCCACUUUUGUGUGGCUGAGGUUUUUCAAGGGUUUACUUGUUAUAUAGAGCUGGACGCUAUAUGUUGUCAUUGCCUGUUUAGCCAUGCUAGUUCUUCUCCAAAUUAUUUUCUUAUCUGUUUACCAACGUUGAUGUUAAGGAAUUCAUAUUUUACUUUCAUUUUGUGAAAGAGAAAGAAAGAGUAUGUUAUGUGUACGUGAUUAACACAUGCAGGUUUGUGAAGAUGACUUCCCUCCUAUUACUCCAAAAUUUUCACUGUUUUCUCUUUAUUACACUUAGUUCUUUGAAUUAGUUAGUUAAUACUUCUUUCCAAAACAAGGAAACCAGAUAAAAAAAUAAAAUUAGCCUUUGCUUUCUCAGAGAUGCUAAUCAUUCUGCUUUCUUAUAAUUUUCACUACUUUGCUAAAACAACUUCAAAUUUGUUGCAUUUCUCAACACUUUCAGUGAAACUCAUCAUUGUCAAGAGUUUGCAGAUGGAAACAAGGAUGUGUUCUUUUGGCAGUUGUUAAUUUCAUUCUUCCAUUCCUAGGCUUUGGAUUAUAUAGAAGCCAUCUCAAUCAAUCCAUAAAGGAAGUUCUACACUUCUACCAGCUCAUUACCUAUAUUUAUUGUCUCAAGUGUCUGACCAAUGACCAUGGAAGCAUUCAAAUUGAUAUAUGGGUUGGAAUAAAUGAAGCAUCAACUCAAAGUUUCUGUUGCUCUUGUUAUUAGCUUGCUAUGGUUUCAGCACUCAUUUUGCGCAAAGGAACCAUCUGAUAGUGGUCGAAACAAGUGGAAAUGUAAAUGUUCUUUACGAGCGAAUCAGAGAUACUCUAUCUCUAAUUGUUCCAAGUCAUGUGAUUGCCAUUCAGAGAGUGCAUCCAUAUGGACAUGUAUAUGUGAUUCAAAUGGAUUUCCUAAAGUGGCAGCAGGAAGCCAUAAUCCUAAUUGCUUUAUUGCCUGCAACUGUAUCUGGGGAACUGCUAAGAUGACACUAGGUUCAAAGUCACACAUUUCGAGCAAAAUUGUAAUUAUCAUUCUAAUAAUGUGUGUUACAUGCACAAUCAUUGCAUUUCUCGCCUUUGUUGUAUGUUAUGUUCGCCGAAGGGAAAUACAUCAUCCUAUUCAAUCACCAAUGGUUUCGUCAUCAGAUAAGGAAACAAGUUAUAGUAGUACCAGUAACUUCAUUAGUCAAAGGACUUCUUUUGUUCCGGAAACAAAAAGCGUUAUAAAUUCUCCUAUUAGUCAUAUUACAAGAUGCCUUCAAAAAGCCUCUAUCUUGUUUGGGAAUCAAAGAGAAAUGUUUCAUGGAAAUAUUAUUCAAUUCUCAUUUGCUGAACUGGAAAAUGCCACUGAAAACUUUUCAGCUUCAAACCUCAUUGGACUAGGUGGAAGUAGUUAUGUUUACCGUGGUCAACUGAAAAAUGGUAGUAAUGUGGCUGUCAAGCGACUUAAAGAUCAAGGAGAGCCUAAAGCAGACACUGAAUUUUUCACAGAGAUUGAACUAUUGUCUAGACUUCAUCACUGUCAUCUGGUGCCAUUGAUUGGAUACUGCUCAGAAUUGAAAGGAAAAAAUGUUCAGAGGUUACUUGUGUUUGACUACAUGAGUAACGGAAAUUUGAGGGACCGUUUAGAUGGAGUUUUUGGAAAAAAUAUGGAUUGGUCUACUCGUGUUACAAUUGCAUUAGGAGCUGCAAGGGGCUUGGAGUAUCUUCAUGAAGCAGCUGCGCCAAGAAUUCUCCACAGAGAUGUCAAAUCAACAAACAUUCUUCUUGAUAAAAAUUGGCAAGCAAAAAUAACUGAUCUUGGUAUGGCUAAAGACUUGAGAUCUGAUAGCCUCCCAAGUUGUUCAUAUUCUUCACAAAGAAUGAAGGGGACAUUUGGCUAUUUUGCACCUGAGUAUGCAAUUGUUGGGAGAUCCUCUAUUGAGUCAGAUGUCUUCAGUUUCGGCGUGGUUCUUCUUGAACUUAUCAGUGGUCGCCAACCAAUCCUUAAAUCUGCAGGCAAAGAAGAAAGCCUUGUUGUAUGGGCUGCUCCUCGCUUACAGGAUAGUAGGCGAGUAUUGACAGAGUUGGCUGAUCCACAAUUGAAAGGAAACUUCCCAGAAGAUGAGGUGCAUAUAAUGGCAAACCUAGCAAAGGAAUGCUUAUUGUUGGAUCCUGAUAAUAGACCAACUAUGAGUGAAGUUGUUUUAAUUCUUUCAAGUAUUUCUCGAACCAAAUCUAGAAGGAGAAGAUACGUUCAAUUGUGCCUUUUUCAGGACAGAGAUGAUGAUGCAGAACAGCAAAGACAAUCUUCAUUGAGUAGAUUUCCACCUCAUAAUUCAUUGCCGCCUUGUACUGACUAUGAUCUUCGUGUUGGAAACGAAGAUAAAGAUGUAGACACAAUUUCAACCGAGUAUAUGAAAAGUUUGAUCCUCUUGACUUCAAAAGGUGAGAAGUGGCAUGCAUCCGAAGAGGAAAUGGUAGACCUAUCCGAGCCUCGGUUGGAAUCCUUUUGCAUGGAAAACAUCAGUUUCCCUUGAUAGCAUACACGUUCUAUUAUGUAUUGGCACUACUACAUCUCUGUAGCAUUUACUAUGAUACAUUAUUGUUUUAGAUAAACAGAAAUAUAUUUGUUGAAUUGUUCUACUUGUACAGAAAAGUAUACAUGAUUCCGGCUCUACUUUAUUUGUCAAAGAAUCGGAUGUGAUAGAUGUGAAAAAUCAUUGUAAAUUUGAAAAUAUAUGUACAAAUAGAUAUAUCACA
Molecule: messenger RNA, 2980 nt
Organism: Medicago truncatula (barrel medic)
Lineage: Eukaryota; Viridiplantae; Streptophyta; Magnoliopsida; Fabales; Fabaceae
Product: receptor-like serine/threonine-protein kinase NCRK
Exons: 10
Coding region: 925-2757 (610 amino acids)
Biological process (GO): protein phosphorylation
Molecular function (GO): ATP binding; protein kinase activity
Source: RefSeq, a predicted model, not a curated record